UGGCUGGAGCCGUAGGUAACAGCCUCAUUGAGGGUGAUUGUAACAUCUUAAUUACUCUAGUUGUGAAAACUAAAGGAGGGAGGGGGAGAGAGGGGAGGACAAGAGGCUUUGAUCCUUGACGGAGGAUGUCUUUAAAGAAAAAGGGAGAGAAAAGGGGAAGGGGUUGCCCUGGGAAUAAAGAGGCGAAGCCGGUAAGCAGCAGGCCACUUCUAACUACUUCUCUCUCUCUCUGAGGACACUGGACAACACACACUGAGGAUUUACCUGCCCUUUUCUGGAUCCAACUUUCCAUUCGUUUGAAUUCACCCAGAGAAAAUCCAAGGGGUUCUAAUAGUUUGUGGUUCUCAUCUGAAACAGUGUUUUGGAGGGAUAUCUAGAGUUGUAGACUGUAUCUACGAGAAGCACUUUGUGACAAUGAGGGGACACUUCUCUAUCGAGUGGAUGGCCAAGAGCAGCCUGUCUGCAGAACCAGGGAGCCCGUCGGUCUCAACCACCACCACCCCAGGAUUCAGCACCUCAGGAACGCACUCCGAGACCCUGCCUGGCUUCUACUACAGACCCAGGCCUGGGACGGAGGCCAGCAGCGGCCCUGCCGUUACCCAUGACUUCCCCUCCAACCCUUCCUUCCCCCCCAAAGAGGCCGGUGUUUCCAACCAGGAAAUCCCUCGCAAGAGCAACAACCAACAAGUGGCGGAAACGGAGACCGGUUUCAGCAGUGGCACGGAGGAGGAGACCUCCGGAUACGAGAGCGAAGGAGGUCGCUCCCUCUCCUCCUCCACCUCCUCUUCCCCGGUGGCUCUCCCCCACAGCCGGGCCCUCCCCCCUCCUCCCUCCCCUCAGUCCAGGAGGCCCCGCACAGCCUUCACGGCGGAGCAGGUCCACAGCCUGGAGCGGGCCUUCAAGAAGAACGCCUACCUCGGCACCCAGGACAAAUCAGAGCUCUGUCGAAAGCUCAACCUCUCCGACAAACAGAUCCGGAACUGGUUCCAGAACCGGCGCAUGAAGCUGAAGCGUACGGUGCAGGACGCCUUGGCCCAUGCCUGCCAGGCCCACGCCGUGGCCACCCAGUUCCUGCACUACCCGGACCUCCCCGGGUACCGGCCCGCACCCUACCCCCAGUUCACUGCCUCCCCGCCGCUGCAGGAGGUCCAGUCCUCCGUCGCCGCCCAGCGCCACCUCCACCCGUACGGCCACCCCUCCCCCGCCACCACCACCACCACCACCACCACCACGGGCCUGCCCAGGGACUCUGGGUUCUUCCACCACCAGUACCCCACCCUUCCAGCGGGGAUGGUGCUGCCAACCGCGGCGUCUGGGCAUCUGAUGGCAGGGUACCCGGGGGCGUACCCCACGCAGCAUUAUUAA
Gadus macrocephalus (Pacific cod) is the source of this 1365-nucleotide messenger RNA. It is a transcript of the gene ved, whose product is annotated as ventrally expressed dharma/bozozok antagonist. Gene Ontology annotation, molecular function: sequence-specific double-stranded DNA binding. Lineage: Eukaryota; Metazoa; Chordata; Actinopteri; Gadiformes; Gadidae. The transcript is spliced from 3 exons. The record is from RefSeq and is a predicted model, not a curated record. Gene Ontology annotation, cellular component: nucleus. Gene Ontology annotation, biological process: central nervous system development; spinal cord motor neuron cell fate specification; endocrine pancreas development. Bases 415 to 1365 code for a protein of 316 amino acids.